This is a messenger RNA of Cordyceps fumosorosea ARSEF 2679, 1890 nucleotides long. Its product is annotated as Transcription factor. The record is from RefSeq and is a predicted model, not a curated record. Gene Ontology annotation, cellular component: nucleus. The transcript is spliced from 3 exons. Gene Ontology annotation, biological process: DNA-templated transcription; regulation of transcription by RNA polymerase II. Gene Ontology annotation, molecular function: RNA polymerase II cis-regulatory region sequence-specific DNA binding; DNA-binding transcription activator activity, RNA polymerase II-specific; zinc ion binding. Lineage: Eukaryota; Fungi; Ascomycota; Sordariomycetes; Hypocreales; Cordycipitaceae. Bases 1 to 1890 code for a protein of 629 amino acids.
AUGUCCAGACUCGGCGGCGUCUUCCAUUUGCAGUGCGAAACUCCUGUUGGGAAUGGCGGCCCCGUCAUCCCACGCAGCAUGAUGCACAAGACGAGGAUGUUUGGCCAGAGCCAUUGGUGCGUGACCACAACUCUAUUGAUUCGAGACAUUUUUGAGACGAUAGACGAGCAGCUCAAGGAGCACGGCGCAGAUGCUUGGGCAGGCAUCGCACGAUGCAAGGUGCUGGCUCAGUACAUCAAGACAAGGAGGGCGCCGCCUUGGCCUGUAUUGCGGCCCUCUUCGCUGCCUGAAAAAUCGCUUGCCGACGCACUGGUUGAAAAUUACCUAGAAAACACCGAACUACUAUACCGCGUCCUCCACAUCCCGACCUUUCGGGAGCGUUAUGAUGCUCUGUGGAAGCCCGGAGCAACGCCCGACGCAGCGUUUCUCAUUCAAGUGAAGCUUGUGCUGGCAUUGGGCGCAGUCACUUACGACGAAGCAUUUUCGCUGAGGACCUGCGCCAUGCAAUGGGUCAACGAAGGACAGUCGUGGCUUACAGAACCCAAGUUCAAGGCUCGACUGGACAUCCAAACAAUACAAACGAAUAUACUGCUACUAUUUGCGCAAGAGCGACUCGGCAUCAUUGCAGAUUCCAUGUGGAUGGCGGUGGGAUCGCUGGUCCGCCGAGCCAUGUACAUGGGCCUGCAUCGCGAUCCCGCGCGCCUGCCCGGCCGGACGGUCCUCGCGUGCGAGAUGCACCGACGGUUGUGGAACACCAUCAGCGAGCUGAACCUGCAGUCGAGCCUCGGCUCCGGCGGGCCCGUCUUCCUGUCCAUGAGCGACUUCGACACCCGCGCGCCCGGCAACUUUGACGACGCGCAGCUGCUCGAGGCCGACCCCGUCCCGCGGCCGCCGCGCGAGUGCACGCAGAUGACCGUGGCGAUGGCCCUGCGGGAGACGUUUUCCCAGCGCCUGGACGUGCUGCGGUUCCUCAAUGACGUCUCGUCCGGCGGCUCGUAUGAGGAGACGCUCCGCCUGGACGGCCAGCUCCGUGCCAGCUACAAGGAGCUGGGCCGGCGCCUGCAGCGCUGCCGCGGGCACGGCGCCAAGGCCGCGCUGACGGGCGCGGAGCUCCGCAUCCUCGACAUCAUCAUGUACCGGUACCUGACGGCGCUGCACGUGCCGUACUUUGUCGCGGCGAUGCACGAGGCAAAGUACGCCUACUCGCGGGUCGUCGUGGUGGACUGCGCCCUCAAAGUAUGGAACUCGCUGGCCGGUAGCGCGUCGACGACGACGUCUACCUCGCCGCACAACCCCGAGCAGCAGUCUCCGUUCGAGGCCGCCGACGAUCUGCGGCGGCAGGUGACGCGCGGCAUGAGCCUCUUCAUGAUCGCCGCGAUGCACUCGGCGCUGCUCAUCGUCAUGGAGCUGCGCGCCGAGCUCAAGGAGAGCGAGGGGCUGGGGCCCAAGAUGCUGCGGCCGGACCUGCUCGCCGUGCUCGACCAGUCGCAGGCGUGGGCGCUCGAGGUCAUCAAGGCCGGGCACACCAACGUCAAGGGCUACCUGCUGCUCCGCAUCAUCGCGGUGCACAUCGACGCCAUAUCGCAGGACCUGUCCAGGGAGGCGCUCAUCGAGAACCUGCUGAGCGCCGCGGCGGAGGUGUCCAAGACGUGCCGGGGGUUGUUGACGGAGAUGGCGGAGAAGCUGACGGGAGGCGGCGGCCUCGGUAAUGCGAUGCGAGAGGCCACGGAGGCGGCGGUGCCAAUGCCGACGCAGCCGGAGACGAGCGGAGACUGGGCAUUCACGGGUUUAGAUGACUUGCUUGCCGCGACGGAAACGAGGACUGAAGGUUGGCCGGCGAAUUACGGCUACUCGAUGGAUGAGUUUGAAUGGGCCAUGUUUGACAGCUAA